Geosmithia morbida is the source of this 1200-nucleotide messenger RNA. RefSeq names its product origin recognition complex subunit 6. Gene Ontology annotation, biological process: DNA replication. Gene Ontology annotation, cellular component: nuclear origin of replication recognition complex. Bases 1 to 1200 code for a protein of 399 amino acids. Gene Ontology annotation, molecular function: DNA binding. The transcript has 2 exons. NCBI's taxonomy places the organism in Eukaryota, Fungi, Ascomycota, Sordariomycetes, Hypocreales, Bionectriaceae. The record is from RefSeq and is a predicted model, not a curated record.
AUGAGCAGGCAACUCGAGCAGGCCCUCUUCUCGCUGAUGCCGGCCUACGGCUCGGAUCUGCCGCCUUCUCUCGUCGAGCUCGCCAGCUCUCUAGUCUCACAGUCGCGUUUCAAGGCCGGCAACCUCAAGGCAGAAGAAGAGGUGGCACGGCUAUAUGCGUGCGCCAACCUAGCCUGUGAUCGCCUCAAAACCUCCCUGGACCUCCCUCCGAUCCAACCACGACCGCCCAUCCCCCCUCGUAUAUACAAGCGUCUAUACAACCAUCUGGACCGCGUGAUUCCCUCGCCGACCUCGACGCCCACGCGCACACGAUCCCUGCGCACACGGACGCCUACGUCCCGCGCUGCUGCUGCGGCCGACGACCGCCCCAUGCCGUCGAGGGCGACGCCGACGGCGGAGCAGAGCCUGGCACAGUUCCGCACCGGCGACGCCCCGUCGACCACGCCCACCGGCGCCAGGAGGAGCAGGAGAUCGGCGGCGGUGACGGCUACCGUGCGGCCCUGGGUGCGGCCCGUGGCGAGGUUCGCGUGCGCCGAGACGGGCCGGCCGAAGCUGGCGUUGACCGUGGUGGCGGGCAUGGAGGCCAUCACCGUGCCUGGCGGGCGCGAGACGAAGGAUGACUGGGUGCGCGGCAACUACGCUGCCCUCUUUGCCGCCGUCCUCUACUGGUCCGUCGCGCGGGCGAGGGCCGCCCUGGCCGGGAAGGAGGUCACGCGUGGCCAGCCGUCGCUGAACCAGAGGAGGGAGAUCAUCUCCCUGCUCGCCAGGGCGCGCAGGGCCGUCACGGUGCCCACGCCCACGCCCACGUCUGCCUCUGCGUUUGCGGGGCAGGAUGACGCCGGCGACGAUGAUGGUGACGCUGGGUGGUGGGCCGGCUGGGCUGAUCUCAAGCCGCGCGACUUCAAUGCCGCCGUGGCCACGGUGGAGCAGCGUGGGUGGCUGGGCGAUUGGUGGACCGCCAUAGACGACGUGGUCGAGGCCAAGGGCUGGGAUGGCAAGGACGAGGGCGAGCAUGGUGAAGAUGCGGAUCUGGCCGGACCCAUACGCGUCCGGAGGGCAGACACGAUGCUCCAGGACAAGUACGACUAUCUCAGUGCAGCGCGGAAAGCGCGGUACCAGAGCUGGAGGGCAGAUUUACUCGCCAGGAUGACUCCUGUGACGGUGGUGGACGGCAACGCCAUGGAAGUGGACAGCCGCUGA